Synchiropus splendidus (mandarinfish) is the source of this 1085-nucleotide messenger RNA. It is a transcript of the gene ccdc124, whose product is annotated as coiled-coil domain containing 124. Gene Ontology annotation, cellular component: nucleus. NCBI's taxonomy places the organism in Eukaryota, Metazoa, Chordata, Actinopteri, Syngnathiformes, Callionymidae. The transcript is spliced from 5 exons. The record is from RefSeq and is a predicted model, not a curated record. Gene Ontology annotation, molecular function: transcription coactivator activity. The coding region runs from base 131 to 790 and encodes 219 amino acids. Gene Ontology annotation, biological process: transcription by RNA polymerase II.
GGGAGCAGGAGAAGGUUCGUCAUCAGCACGCGCUGCCAGCAGCGAGGAGGUGGCUAAUGCCUCUCGGAGACUGCGGGCUGAAUUCUGCCUUCCUUUGACCGCCUGGCUUUCCUUUCAGACUGCUGCUGGGAUGCCAAAGAAGUUCCAGGGUGAAAACUCCAAGGCGGCUACAGCCAGAGCCCGCAAGGCUGAGGCCAAGGCUGUGGCUGACGCUCGCAAGAAACAAGCCGAGGACGAUGCCCUGUGGCAGGAAACCGACAAACACGUUCUUAAGAAAGAACAGAGAAAGGAUGACAAAGAGAAGAAAAGAGUUGAGCUUUUGGAAAGAAAAAAGGAAAACCAGCGACUUCUAGAUGAAGAAAGCACCAAACUGAAAGGUAAAGGCAGUCAGAAGGAGGUCGUUGGAAAAGUGACUCGCGCUCAAAUCGAAGAGACGCUUCAGAAUGAGCAGCAGCGGCCGCAGCCCCUCAAACCAAAAGAAAAGAGCCACCUGGAAACUCCGCUGGAGGAGAAUGUGAACAGGAUCAUUCCUGAGGAAGGAACCGUGGAGGCUCGAUCAGUAGAAGAUGCUAUUGCGGUCCUUAGUGUGGGACCAGAAGAUCUGGACCGUCAUCCGGAGCGCAGGAUGAAAGCUGCAUUUACAGCCUACGAGGAGGCCAACAUGCCACGCAUCAAGAUGGAGAACCCCAACAUGCGCUUGUCUCAGCUGAAGCAGUUGCUGAAGAAGGAGUGGAUGAAGGCACCGGAGAACCCGUUGAACCAACGGUUCACCAACUACAACUCCAAGUGAACGCACUUCCCACUCACUCACACCCUUUACUUUAGAGAAGUGUCUGGUUGUGAACUUGAGACUCUCACACUGGAAAAUUGAAAAAUCUCAUCCGUUAUAGAGAUUUGCUGAUUUGUUCCACCAGAGGACCUUUGUUUUUUUUGUUUGUUUUUUUUAAUCCGCAGAAAAGGAGAUCAAGAUUUCCCCCAGGUUUACUGCAGAUCAUCUUGUUGCAUCUUGUGCACGAGCCCUGUAAUAAGGCUGUUAUCAUCAAUAAAUCUAUUUUUCCCCAUAAUCACUGCUGGGGAGUUUGGAA